This is a messenger RNA of Dovyalis caffra, 705 nucleotides long. The record is from the annotation of a GenBank genome assembly. Lineage: Eukaryota; Viridiplantae; Streptophyta; Magnoliopsida; Malpighiales; Salicaceae.
AUGGCACCACCUACAACCCCAGUGAAGGCACCACCUGCAGCCCCUGCACAGGCACCUGCUGGGCAGGUAGCAGCAUCUCCUGGCCCUGUUGAUGUCACUAAAAUCCUGCAAAAGGCUGGCCACUUCACAGUCUUCGUCCGCCUAAUGCAAUCUACAACAGAAGACGUUGAGUUAAACAAGGAGCUGAACACCACAAACAAUGGAAUAACAAUCCUUGCCCCAAGUGAUAAUGCAUUUUCGAGCCUUAAAGCAGGAUUUCUCAACUCUCUAAGCAAUGAAGACAAGACUGAGUUGGUGAAGUUUCAUGUUCUACCUGCAUCUAUAGCAUCUUCCCAAUUCCAGACUGUGAGUAACCCUGUAAGGACGCAGGCAGGAACAGGUCCCCGGGUAACACUUAAUGUCACCACCACAGGGAAUUUCGUGAAUAUAAGUUCAGGACUGACAAAUACAAGCAUAUCCGGCACUGUAUACACUGACAGCCAGCUUGCUAUUUAUCAGGUCGACAAGGUUCUAUUUCCUCUGGACAUUUUUACUCCUAAGCCUCCUGCUCCUGCUCCCGCACCAGCAGUGGAAAGUUCUAGGAAGGCACCACCUGACGUAGAGAGUCCAAGUGCUGCUAAGGAUGUUUCCGGUGCUGUAAGUGUUAUUGUGCACAAUAAUGCUGUGCUUCUUGCAAUCAGUAUGGUUGCCGCAAUGUUUCCAUGA